UUUUUCCAAGAGGUUUCCCUUUCCGAUCUUGCUUCACUAUUUCGAAGUAUAUCGAAGUCUAUCGAAGUAGUUUGUCGACUAGUUCCCGUUCGUAGAUCGGCAGCGUUUUUAAUCGCUCAAUCACGUGCACGCGUACGACUUCGCGGCCAUUCGCGAAAAUUACAUGUGAUGUUUCUGCGCCGAGACAUUGUAUUAUGUGCAUAUAAAGAUAAGACCUGCGACCCUGUAUACGUGGGCAAAAUAGCGCUUCAAACGAGAAAUUAUGCUCAGUAAGUUGAGAACACGGCUUCGAAGCGCCGGAAAAAAACUACUUCUGAGCCGAAAUUCCAAUCAGCGGAAGCAUGUCAGGUCGGCGCACUUUACGUAUUUCCCGAGUGAGAGGCCAAAUACUAUCGGUGAGACUCAAAAGCUGAAUAUGUAUCAAGCUAUAAAUCACGCCCUUACUCUUGCAUUGGAAAACGAUCCACGUUCAGUGAUAUUUGGCGAAGACGUGGCAUUCGGAGGUGUGUUUCGUUGUACGAUGGAUUUGAAGAAACGUUUCGGCGCUAAUCGCGUCUUUAAUACACCUCUCUGUGAGCAAGGAAUUGCCGGCUUUGGAAUUGGGUUAGCUAAUGUCGGAAUAUCGGCCAUUGCCGAAAUACAAUUUGCAGAUUACAUAUUUCCUGCCUUCGAUCAGUUGGUAAAUGAAGCCGCCAAAGUGAGAUACCGAAGCGGCGGAACGUUUGAUUGCGGUAAACUUACGGUUCGUGCACCUUGUGGAGCAGUUGGCCACGGUGGCCUUUAUCAUUCUCAAAGUCCGGAAGCUUAUUUCGCACAUACUCCCGGCUUGAAGAUUGUCGUGCCUCGUGGAGCAAUGCAUGCGAAAGGUCUACUAUUGAGCUGCAUAGAUGAACCAGAUCCUUGUAUUAUAUUUGAACCCAAAAUUCUAUAUCGUACAGCAGUCGACGAAGUGCCCCUAGCACAUUACAAGAUCGAAAUCGGCAAAGCUGAAGUUGUAAGGAAAGGUAAUACCGUGACACUCGUAGGCUGGGGCACUCAAGUGCACGUGCUGUUGGAAGUGGCUGAUCUAGUCCAGGAGAAGCUCAACGUAUCCUGCGAGGUGAUAGACCUCAUUUCCAUUCUACCUUGGGACGCGGAACUCGUAUGCAAGUCGGCGAGGAAAACCGGACGCGUAAUUAUUGCCCACGAAGCACCGAUGACAAACGGAUUUGGGGCAGAAAUAGCUGCGACUGUACAGGCGGAGUGCUUCUUGUACUUGGAGGCGCCAGUUCAAAGGGUCACAGGAUGGGAUUGUCCUUUCCCACAUAUCUUUGAGCAGUUUUAUUUACCGGACAAGUGGCGUUGCUUUGCGGCUGUCCGAGAUAUCCUGAAGUACUAAAAAACUAUGGUUGUUGCAGUAUACCACAAUGAAAAAAGUUAAACCUGUUCGUUGUAAAAAGCAAAGUGUUACAAGUUAUAAAGAGUUCUCUGGAAAGCGUAUUUUAUAUAUUUAUAUUAUUAGUUUUUUAUAAUUUAUUUUUUAUUUCCCAUUUAUUCUAUGUCAC
This is a messenger RNA of Camponotus floridanus (Florida carpenter ant), 1544 nucleotides long. RefSeq names its product 2-oxoisovalerate dehydrogenase subunit beta, mitochondrial (gene BckdhB). Bases 263 to 1378 code for a protein of 371 amino acids. The transcript has 8 exons. Gene Ontology annotation, biological process: response to nutrient; branched-chain amino acid catabolic process. NCBI's taxonomy places the organism in Eukaryota, Metazoa, Arthropoda, Insecta, Hymenoptera, Formicidae. The record is from RefSeq and is a predicted model, not a curated record. Gene Ontology annotation, molecular function: catalytic activity.